Ustilago hordei is the source of this 3063-nucleotide messenger RNA. RefSeq lists its product as uncharacterized. The coding region runs from base 1 to 3063 and encodes 1020 amino acids. Gene Ontology annotation, biological process: DNA replication initiation; DNA replication. Gene Ontology annotation, molecular function: single-stranded DNA binding; DNA replication origin binding. NCBI's taxonomy places the organism in Eukaryota, Fungi, Basidiomycota, Ustilaginomycetes, Ustilaginales, Ustilaginaceae. Gene Ontology annotation, cellular component: replication fork protection complex; nucleus. The record is from RefSeq and is a predicted model, not a curated record. The transcript has a single exon.
AUGGAAGUCACUCGCACAGCUUCAACCUCCCAAAAGCUGUCUGCUCCCCCGCCCCAUCAUCCAUCAGAACAGUCAAUACGAGCACCACCCUCAAAAAGACCCAGAUCAGACAUCAUCGCUCCUUCCUCUCCCUCCAAAUCCCGCAUUCUUCGCCCUGAGGAACGCUCCCGACUAGCCAGCCACGCAGAACAACCCCGACUCCAAGCUAACCUUCUCUCUUACGCCGAAGCUCGAGCGAGAGCUUCUUCUACCUAUGCUCUUUCCCCACCUGCACCAGCAACGUUGCGGUCCGAUGGCGAGAAUGCCGACUUUCGGUAUCCCCCAGACUGUACCGGCGGCUCUAGCGGUAGCGCACGAGGGUUACUUGAACAAAUUAAGAACAGAAUGGAUCAACGUGCACCGGCCAAGUCAAGUAACUUUUUGCAAAAGGCGAAACAGGUUCAGCAGUCACUGUUGGAGAAGCAGCAGCAUGCCGCUGAGAUGCAAAGGCUUCGAGACGAAGCAGCACGUAGGGAAAGCUUCAGGAGUGGCGGGUUUGGAGAUGAACAUGCUGCCCCCUCAAGUGCUUCUCAGAGCGCUCCAGCAGAGGCAGGGGGGUCGGCUUUCGCUCGAGCCAACAAGCGACCCUCCCCAACAUCCGACGAACACGACCCCUCCGACGAUGCCGCUUCCGACACCGACCUCGCCGAUGAUGCUGUGCAGAGAGACGAAGAUCUCACUCUAAUCGAAUCCCUCCGACCUGGUCCUCGUGCUAUUCCGACCAACCCUGACGAUCCGAAAUGGGAGAAAUUCGAACCCUUCUCCGGCCACCGACUUCACGAACGUAAACUGCCGCAUAGUCAACUCAAGGAACAUCUUCGUGGUCGAUACCACAUCCCUCCUUCGCUGCUGUAUUCCAUCGCGCGACCGAUCACAGCUCCGUUCAUGGCGGACGGAAGGAAGUUUGAUUGGAAAGCUGCUACGCGGAACGGCGAUUACGAGGUGCCAGUUGACGGGGACUGGAUCGUUAUUGCUACCAUCGUGGAGAAGAGCGAGUUACUGGUGACGAAAGGGUUCGAGAAUGAUAGUGUGCCUAGUGGAGGAAAGCAGAGACAGGCGGAGGCGGGGGAGGAGGACGAUGACCCAGUCCUAUUCAAAGAUGCUGGUGGAUCUAGUGAUAAGCUUCGAUUAGAUCUCGAACCGGGUAAUUCCGAUGCUUUUCAACUAUCUUCCAACUCGAAACCAUGGCAGAAACGUCGCAAUGGAGAGCCGGGAGAGAGGAGCGAUGACGAAUCCGAGCGUAAACGACAAGAACGCCGCCUAUCUAACCGCCCCCGCAAAUUCAUCGUUCUUAAACUAGUUGAUCUCGACAUCAACUCCCUCUCCACCGACGGUCAGGGCAGUGCAGGUAGAGGAGACAACUAUCUCUCCCUCGUCGCCUACGAAUCGGAUCAGAUCGACACUUCCGUUCUUAUCCAACAUAAAACUUCCAUCCGAAGUGAAGUUUCCGCCGUCCUCUCCUCCUCUACUAAGAAAUGGGUCAAUGGUUCAAAAGGAGCAUUCGAACUGUUGUAUCAACAAUCAGAAGGAACUUUGGUUGCGAUUAUGAACCCGAAAGUUCUCCGACCUUUCACUUCGGGGGGUGGUAGGGAGAGUAAGAUGCUACGCAUUACCCCCCGAUCAGUGGAAGACUGUCUGGUGAUUGGACAAGCAGCAGAUUACAAGCGGUGUACAGCGAUUAAAGCGAAUGGGGAGAGGUGCAAGAGUUUUGUGGAUGUCAAGGCGAGAAAGCAAACCCGCACGACGACUUGUGAUUUUCAUCUGAGUAAACAUAUGGAUGAUCUUGGGAGGGGCAGGCCGGAGUUUGCAACUAAUAGCACUACUCGUCUUAACGCUCCCUCCAAAGCUGGUGCUGGUGGAGGUGGAGGGGGUGGUAGGUCUGGGUUUGGCUCUUCCACCCGCCACCGUAGGGGGGCAGAAGGCGAAGAAGGAUCGGCAAUAAACAACAUCACCACCAUUUACAAAAGCUCAGGAAGUAACGCCUUCUCCCGUGCAGCAUUGGCCAAGAAACUCAACUCUUCUCAUGGCAACGUUGGUGAUGGGAUGGAGAAUAACUCUGGUGGUGUGUUCGUUUCUCAAUCUCCCCUCAUUGCCGAUCCGAACUUGCCGGAGGAGGUGAGAGCUUCGGAUCCGUCGAGUUGGAAGUACGAUGUCAGCGGGAGAUACGGAAGAGGGAUCACUGAGAAACAGUCCCGGUUAAAGAGACAGAUUGAGGAAGAACAGUUGAUGAGGCAGAUAGAAAAACGGUUUGUUCCCGCGGAGGAGAAGAAACAGAAACAAAAGGAGGAGGAGGGGGAGAGGAAGAAGCAUUCCGGCUCAAAGGAGGGAGGAAAGGAUGGGAAGGAGGAGGGAGAAGUAGUGCUUCCGGUCCUACCGAAUGGAGUAGCGGAGAUGAUCAAUGCUGCGUACUCGACUUUGAAUCAACGGAAGAGAAUGGCGCAGGAAAAGAGAGAUAACGAUUUAGCUAAGCGGCGCAAAUACACCGGGGUUGUUGUACCUUCAACCACCACAACCAGCGAUACGACGGGGGGCAAGCUGAAGUUCAAAACUCCAGUCAACUCCAGCAGUUCCACUACUGGGUCUCGCGGGCUAAGUAUUGUGGGAUGGCUGCCGGUUGCUGGGUUGACAAGGCACAAUUCUACGUCCUCUGCUGGAUCGCAAAAGGAGCAAGGUCCUGAUUCAAGGAGCAAAUUGCUCUCCCUAGCCACCUCAGGUACAGCAAAAAAGGAGCCCAACUUGAAGAUCAAGAGAGCCCACAGACCCAAAAUGAGGUUACCAGCGGAAGAGGUCGGCAGGAUACCACAAUUCAGUGUUGUCGGCGGGGAGUUGGUAGAUUUGGCUGAUUUUGACGAUGAUGAAUGGGAUGACGAUUUGGAUGAUGUUCGAGGGCGAGAUGCUGAGGAAGAGGGGAAAGGGUUGGGUGAAAAAUUGUUGGAACUCUCUUCUCAAUCACAGACACGCGAAAGGAUCGAUCAUCAAACUGCUGCUGGUGACGAUAGCGAUUCGGAUCUUGAGAUCAUCUGA